Molecule: messenger RNA, 1290 nt
Organism: Pocillopora verrucosa
Lineage: Eukaryota; Metazoa; Cnidaria; Anthozoa; Scleractinia; Pocilloporidae
Product: contactin-3-like
Biological process (GO): homophilic cell-cell adhesion
Cellular component (GO): plasma membrane
Source: RefSeq, a predicted model, not a curated record
UCAAGAUCGUAGUUUCAUUUUAAUCACUUCUGGGAGUGGAAAGGUUUAAGUUAUCGAUUCGGCUAGUCCCUCUGCCCGUCCGCUAUUAUUCAGCAACCGUCUGACUUAUCAGUCCCUGUAUUCUUGGAGCGAGUCAUCACCAAAGCCUCCGGAUACACCUCGAGACAUUUCUCAACAGUUCACGAUGAUGAGUGACUUUUGGCUGGGAGAAGCAACAAAGUGGAUGUUGCUAUUGACUCUUGCUGGCAAUUUAUGGAAUCCUCCGUUUGUCAGCAGCGAAACGUGCAAUUCUAAAAUCAGAAUAAGACCCGUUGUCGACAUCUCUUCAAGUCCAGAAAAUGUCAGUUUAGCCGUUGGUGCCUCCAUAACUCUGACUUGUAAAGCAGAGCCGAGAGCUAUAGAUACAGGUUAUUUGGAUAGAUGGGUCAAGUAUAUUCAGUGGUACAACCCAAAUGGCACAGAAGUUGGAGCAAAAUGCCAGCAGCCUUCAAACAUAUUUGCAUAUAAACGAAAAUUCAGCUGUCCAUUGGUGUUUAAAAAUCUGACAGAAGACGAAUUUGGCCACUAUAUUUGCCAAGCGGGCAAUCGUUAUAAUAAACACUGCACAAGGCAAUCAUUUGCAAUAGGUUCUGCACCAGUUUUUUUGGAGGUUCCAAGGAAUCAAAGUGUUUACAUAGAUUCCAAUGUCACUUUCGAUUGCAAUGCUACUGGUCUUCCAAAGCCAAGCAUCUCCUGGAUCAAGAACGAUGAUUUUCAUACCUUGCAAUCCAACUCAAGUACAAAGGAUAAGAAAAGCAUCCACAGUGAGCUCUCCAUAACGAAAGUGAAGAAGGAAGAUUUUGGCGGAUAUAAAUGCGUGGCAAUUAACAGCGUUGGAAAAAAGGUAUCAUUAUCGGCCUUCUUAAGCCUGAAAGAAAAGCGGGAAGACCCAAAAACCCAAAGUAAUUCAGUUGAUUCCAACGGAAUUUUCAGCCUCACUGCCACUUGUCAUUUUAAGCCAAACAAGAGCAAUGAUUCAAAUGUUUCAAAAACUAAUUCAAUGGUAAAGUUCAUUGCAACUUCAGAUGCCACAAAAUGCCAUAGCAUACUAAGCAUAAAGCUUAUCAACGAGAGCACGAACGAAGAUGGAGGCACAUAUCAAUGCCGAACAUCUGGAAAGGGAAAGUCAAAAUUGGCCUCUUUACACGCAAAGGAAGGCAAGUUCUUGAAAUUAUAGGAACAGUUUGAAUAUUCCUUUCGAAAAAUAUUUAUUGAUCUCGCUAAAAUUUAAAUACAGGGCGUGUAAUAAAA